This is a messenger RNA of Thlaspi arvense, 717 nucleotides long. The record is from the annotation of a GenBank genome assembly. NCBI's taxonomy places the organism in Eukaryota, Viridiplantae, Streptophyta, Magnoliopsida, Brassicales, Brassicaceae.
AUGGUAGUUGAGAUAAACGUGUUGUUCUUGAGCAUUCUCUAUUUGAUUUUCAUCAGAAAUGGAGCUAUGUUUUCUGCUUCUUGCUUAGCUUAUGUUUUCAAGACUUUUUGUAUUUGGGCAAAGAGUGAAGUAUGUCUUGGAUCUCUCCAAUUGAUCAGAAACAAAACUGCAGCUAUAAAAGGAAUCAUGACCAGCAAGGAGCCAGAAGCUGUGGCUGUGUAAUGUGAAGCAACGAGCUAAAAAAGACUCCAUUGAUCUUAAAUUGCUGAUUUCAACUGAAAUUCAGUAACUGCUAUUUCAGGAAAAGUUCAAAAAAGUAAAAAGACGAUCACCCCAGAUGUUGCUGUUGUUGUCAUACGCCAUAAAAUCCAUAAGAAUCAAACUCAACAGUUUCAAAGUAGCUCAUUGUUUCACGGGAUCUUCUCCACCGGCAUAAGAACGAGAUGGACACUCAACAGUAACAACUUCAUCAAGAACUCACCAUCUUCUUGGUCCUUUCGAGGCACAAUACUUGACCAGUUGACCCAAAUCUGUCUUUCUGUUGUAUUUUUUAUAUAAAUAAAUUCUAGAGUUUUUUGAAAUUAUCUAUGUCCGCUAUAAAAAGUAGAAUCUCAAAUGCUUUGAAAUAAUGUUAUUAAAUAAAACUAAAUCAUUUUCGUAGUAAAAUUAAAUAAUUGUAUUAUUUAUAUUCAAAAUGAAAAUAAUAUAUUAUCUAAA